CAGCCAGGCGGCCGGCCGCGGCGGCGUUGGCGGCGUGACUCGGGCUCGGGACGCGGGCACCGCGGGCGGCGGCGGUGCCCGGAGCGGAGCGCGGCGCGGCGCGGCGGGCGCCCCUCCCCCUCGGCCUCCUGCGCGGCGGCGGCGGCGGCUCGGGCUCCGGCUGGGACGACUCGCGAGCCGGACCCUGGCAACAGGCCCUGCUCUGGGCCCUACUGGAUGCAGAGCUGUGGUCUGCAGGAGCAAGGCCCUUCCUAAUUAGUCGGUGCCCUAAGGAGCCCACCCGACCGGUUCUUUCUACUGGAGAAGCCCACUGCCACCUGCUCAAGGCUUCACCAAUAGCUCCACUCUCCUGUCCUGUUAUCCACUGGUGCCCCCUCCCCAACCUCAGAGUGAAGACACUUGCAGUGGCCUCUUGACCAUGUGCCUGGCCUGAGCAGCAAGACCUACCAGAAGUCGCAGCUUUGGGCAGCAGGGCUCGGCGCACGUCUAAGGAUACCCCCCCUCCCACGGUUGGCAGGCCCCCCCAGCAGUGGGCUCUGGGCCUUGGCCCCACCAUGUCGAGCCUCGGCAGUGGUCCCCAGGAUACCAGCAGCAGCAGCAGUAGCAGCAGCAAUGCCAGUGGCGGUGGUGGCCCGAAGGCAGCAGUGACUGAUAAGAGUCCGGCGGCUGUGGCCACUGCCACCCCAGCCUCAGUGGCUGACGAUGCACCACCCCCCGAGCGUCGAAACAAGAGUGGCAUCAUCAGCGAACCCCUCAACAAGAGCCUGCGCCGCUCCCGCCCCCUUUCCCACUACUCUUCCUUUGGGGGCAGCGGGGGCAGUGGUGGGGGCAGCAUGAUGGGCGGGGAGUCGGCUGAGAAGGCAGCAGCAGCUGCGGCCGCGGCCUCCCUCUUAGCCAACGGGCACGAUCUGACAGCGGCCAUGGCAGUGGACAAGAGCAACCCUACCUCAAAGCACAAAAGUGGUGCUGUGGCCAGCCUGCUGAGCAAGGCCGAGCGUGCCACAGAGCUGACAGCCGAGGGACAGCUGACGCUGCAGCAGUUCGCGCAGUCCACAGAGAUGCUGAAGCGCGUGGUGCAGGAGCACCUCCCACUCAUGAGCGAGGCGGCCGCGGGCCUGCCCGACAUGGAGGCUGUGGCGGGUGCUGAAGCCCUCAAUGGCCAGUCCGACUUCCCUUACUUGGGCGCCUUCCCCAUCAACCCAGGCCUCUUCAUCAUGACCCCGGCGGGUGUGUUCCUGGCCGAGAGCGCGCUGCACAUGGCUGGCCUGGCCGAGUACCCUAUGCAGGGCGAGCUGGCCUCGGCCAUCAGCUCAGGCAAGAAGAAGCGGAAACGCUGUGGCAUGUGCGCGCCAUGCCGGAGGCGCAUCAACUGCGAGCAGUGCAGCAGUUGUAGGAACCGAAAGACUGGCCAUCAGAUUUGCAAAUUCAGAAAAUGUGAGGAACUCAAAAAGAAGCCUGCCGCUGCUCUGGAGAAGGUGAUGCUUCCGACGGGAGCUGCCUUCCGGUGGUUUCAGUGACGGCGGCGGGACCCCAAAGCUGCCCUCCCCGUGCAAUUCACUGCUCGCGUGGUCUCCGGCAAGGGAUUCGGGCGAAGACAAACGGAUGCACCCGUCUUUAGAACCAAAAAUAUUCUCUCACAGAUUUCAUUCCUGUUUUUAUAUAUAUAUAUUUUUUGUUGUCGUUUUAACAUCUCCACGUCCCCCUAGCAUUAAAAAAAAAAAAAAAGGAAAAGAAAAUGGAAAAAAAAAACUGCUUUUUUUGGGGAAGAACAAGAUAAAAGAGGUAAAAGACGAAUCUAUAAAGUACCGAGACUUCCUGGGCAAAGAACGGACAAUCAGUUCCCUUCCUGUGUCGGUGUCGAUGUUGUCUGUGCAGGAGAUGCAGUUUUUGUGUAGAGAAUGUAAAUUUUCUGUAACCUUUUGAAAUCUAGUUACUAAUAAGCACUACUGUAAUUUAGCACAGUUUAACUCCACCCUCAUUUAAACUUCCUUUGAUUCUUUCCGAUCAUGAAAAUAGUGCAUAGUUUGCCUGGAGAAUCCACUCACGUUUGUAAAGAGAAUAUUGAUGGCGCGUGCGGAAGCUCCUCCGCAUCCAUGUCCAUCAGGCACGGGGGAGCCGCCCACAGGGGAGCAAGCAGCCCACCGACCCAGGCCACUCAUGUUGCACCCACAGUCCCCAGGAUGGGCCUGCCCCACCCCAACAAUGAUGAUUUUACAAAAAAAAAAAAAAAAAAAAGGAAAAAAAUUCUGUUCGUUUCUCCAUUGAGAUCUGGGGAGCCCUCGUCUCCAUAUUUCUGAUCCUGGCUACUUCCCUUAGAGAAAAUAAGUCCCUUUUUUUCUGGCCUUGCCAUGGUGACAGAAGAAAGGGUUUCUCCGUGAGGCCCCCCUACCACUGGGGGUGGGUGCCCAGGGGGCCCCCCUUGCCCAUGGCCAGCUUCCUGCUGAUGAACAUGCUGUUUGUAUUGUUUUAGGAAACCAGGCUGUUUUGUGAAUAAAACGAAUGCAUGUUUGUGUCACGAA
Suncus etruscus (white-toothed pygmy shrew) is the source of this 2519-nucleotide messenger RNA. It is a transcript of the gene CXXC5, whose product is annotated as CXXC finger protein 5. The record is from RefSeq and is a predicted model, not a curated record. Lineage: Eukaryota; Metazoa; Chordata; Mammalia; Eulipotyphla; Soricidae. Gene Ontology annotation, molecular function: methyl-CpG binding; zinc ion binding. Gene Ontology annotation, cellular component: nucleus. The transcript has 4 exons. The coding region runs from base 555 to 1517 and encodes 320 amino acids.